AUGAGUGUUGUUGUUGCUCUGGAGCAUCUCUGGGUGCUGCUGAUGUCUAAUGCAUUUCUGUUUCCACAUUUUCCUGGCUCUCCUGACAAAGAAGACAGUUGCAGUAAAGCAAGAACAGAGCGUGGAAGAGGAAAGUUAAAACCACGACAUAAGUUUACCAAGGAUGACCUGAAGAUACUUCAACAAUCAUUUGAACAGGAUCGUUAUCCAGAUUUCACAACCAAGGAAACUCUGGCCCAAGAGUGCAGGUGCACAGUGUAUGUGAUUGAAAACUGGUUUCAGAACAGAAGAGCAAGGCUAUCAAAAUUUAGAGACAAAAGUUUUGGCACCAAGAGAAUGCACAAGAGCCAAGACUACAUACUUACAGGACACCAAGAUACCCAGGGGCAAGCUCCCAAUUACAGUGUUGAGCAGGUCUCUUAUCACCAGCUUCUGGUGAAUGCUAUGGUCCAAAGCAAUAGAAUGAGAUCAGGUGGAGCUGUGUGCUAUCAAGGUACCAGUGGAACUGGAUCUUCUUUCACCUUCAAACCAACAGACUUUACUCCUCCCCCUAUGUGUGUGCAGUUUUAUAAGGGUGAUUGA
Molecule: messenger RNA, 582 nt
Organism: Microtus oregoni (creeping vole)
Lineage: Eukaryota; Metazoa; Chordata; Mammalia; Rodentia; Cricetidae
Product: cytoplasmic polyadenylated homeobox-like
Exons: 3
Coding region: 1-582 (193 amino acids)
Biological process (GO): regulation of transcription by RNA polymerase II
Cellular component (GO): nucleus
Molecular function (GO): RNA polymerase II cis-regulatory region sequence-specific DNA binding; DNA-binding transcription factor activity, RNA polymerase II-specific
Source: RefSeq, a predicted model, not a curated record